Molecule: messenger RNA, 1902 nt
Organism: Closterium sp. Naga37s-1
Lineage: Eukaryota; Viridiplantae; Streptophyta; Zygnematophyceae; Desmidiales; Closteriaceae
Source: the annotation of a GenBank genome assembly
AUGUAUGCCGCGUGUGCCACAUGUGCCACGUAUGCCGCACACGUGCAGGUGCGGCGGCUGAUGGAGGAAGAAAACGCGAAGCUUCGGCGGAAGGCGAAGCGCGAGUUCAACGAGGCGGUUCGCCAGCUGGCGGCGUUCGUGAAGAAGCGCGACCCGCGCGUGAAGGAGCAGCAGGCGGAGGCGCGGCGCGUGGCGGCGGAGCGCGAGGCGGAGGCGAAGCGGCGGAGGGAGGAGGAGCGGAGAGAGAAGGCGCGGCGCGCGCAGGAGUAUGAAGACCCGGAGUGGGCGCGGGGAGAGGGGGAAGGGGAGGAUGAGGAGGAGGACGAGGAUGAGGAGGGGAAUGGAGUGGAGGGGCGUGGAGAGGGGACCGGGAGGCGGAAGGGGCGGAAGGCGGGGAGGGUGGAGGAGGAGGACGACGAUUGGUUUGAGGAGACUAAGAAAGGGGGGCGGAAGGGGAAGGGGAAAGGAAAGGGAGGAGGGGGGGCAGGGGCAGGGGCAGAUGGAUCCGCAACCGUGGCAAACGGACAGGGCGACGGGCUGGGCAGAGGCGGAGGCAAGAAGAAAAAGAAGAAGGGCAGGCAGGGGGACGCACACACGGGGGGAGGCAGCGCGCAAAAGGGGGUGCGGGGGCAUGGGGCUGGGGAAGGGGAGGCGGAACUAGGUGAGGCAGGGAUGAAUGGGGAGGGUGCGGUGGGGAUGGGUGAGGCGGGGUUGGACGAGGCGUACUGCGUGGUGUGCAGCAAGGCGUUCAGGAGCGCGCAGCAGCUGGCGAACCACGAGCGCAGCAAGAAGCACCUGGCGCGCCUGGCGCAGCUCAGGGCGGAACUGCUGGCGGACGAGCUGGCGGAAGGGGGAGGGGAGGAGGGGGAAGGAGAGGGGGAGGAAGAGGGGGAAGGGGAGGAAGGAGAGGAGGUGGAGGAACUGGAGAUGACAGAGGGGAAGGAGCGAGGUGGGAAUGGGGAUGAGGAGGCGGUUGGUAGGACAGAGAGUGACGAGGAUGAGAGGGAGGCGGGAGAGGUGGAGGAGGAAGAAGGGGAGGGGGUUGAUGGGUUGAGAGGGGUGGAGAAAGAGGAGGCAGGAGAGGAGGAAGAAGAGGAGGAGAAUGAGGAUGAUGAGGAAGAAGAGAGGGAAGAGGAGGAGGAGGAGGAGGAAGAGGAGGAGGUGGCAGGUGAGAUGGAUGAGGAGGAGGAGAUGGCGAUGCUGGCAGCGAUGCUGGCCCGACAGAAGAUGGCUGAAACGAAAAAGAGGAAGGAGAAGGCGAAGAAGAAAGAGGAGCAAGAGGAGGCGGCAGCGGAAGCGGCAGCAGAGAGCGGGUGCAGGGAAGCAUCAGCAGCAGCUGAGACAGAUGCGAGAGAGGUGCAGCAGAGUGACGACAAGGGGACUGUGACUUCUGCUGCGCCUGCUGGUGCACGUGGCUUGCAUGAGGCGGCGGAUGGGGUUGCAGCAGAGAGAGACGGGCAGGGGGCAGCAGCAGGUGGCACCAGCGUGGGUAACAGCAAGGAGGGCGGUGAAGAGGAGGGGAGGGAGAGUGAGGGAGCAACGGGGAGAGGCGGGGAAGAGGAGGCUGAGGAGGAUGGAGUAACAAAGGGGAAGGGGAAGAAGGGGAGGCGGAGAGCAGCAAAGGGUGCAGGGGGGAAGGGUGGAGUUGCAGGGGGGAAUGGGGCGGUGGGGGACUCGAGUGGGCCGAAAGCGAAACUGGGUGGGGGAGGGGAUGUUAGCGGUGGUGCAGAGGACGGCGGGGGAGAGAGAGGGGGGAGGGGCGGGCGGGGCGGCAAGGAGAGAAGAAAGGGGAAGAACGCGGAGCCGGCACUGUCUUGUGGAGUGUGUGGACUCGAGUUCGAUUCCAGGAACCAACUCUUCAAGCACAUAGCAACCAAGGGCCAUGCACAGCUCAAGACGUGA